This is a messenger RNA of Physella acuta, 2463 nucleotides long. Its product is annotated as cadherin EGF LAG seven-pass G-type receptor 2-like. Gene Ontology annotation, molecular function: calcium ion binding; cadherin binding; beta-catenin binding. Lineage: Eukaryota; Metazoa; Mollusca; Gastropoda; Physidae. Gene Ontology annotation, biological process: cell migration; homophilic cell-cell adhesion; multicellular organism development. The record is from RefSeq and is a predicted model, not a curated record. Gene Ontology annotation, cellular component: catenin complex; membrane.
AUGCCUGCAGUACCGUGCAUGUACGAAUGCCUGCAGUACCGUGCAGGUGUUGGUACCCUAGACGCCACAGUGGCCCAGUCCUACCUGCUCAACGUCACGUGCUCCGACAACAAAGAGGCCCCAGCCUAUGAGAUCAUCGAAAUCAAGGUCAUACCCAACGAGCCGCCAUACUUUGACCCAGACUUUCUGUUCGUUGCCAACACCAUCGAUGCGUCAGUGACGUCAGGCAGUGUGCUCUAUGACGUCGACGUCAAGGACGCAGAAAAUGACGACAUCAAGUACACACUCAAAGUCAAACCCACGUCAUCGUCAAGUAAUUAUGCAAUCAACCAAUUUACCGGAGAGAUCCGAGCACUGAUCGACAUGAAGCAGGAGUGUCGGAAUGACGUCACGUUUGAGGUGACCAUCAACGACGGCAAAAACACGGUGGGGCCACUGGUCAUUGACAACGUCAUCACCAAUGCCAACACCGCCCCUGUGGCCACCAACCUUGACAGAACCAUCCAGAUCCCAGAAGACGCCACUGGCACCGCAUACCGGAUGUUUAUCCAGGACGGCAACGCCGCCGACAAGGUCACGUACACCUACAUAGCCAGUAAUGCGGCGGGUGUCAAGCAGUUUAAUCUGGAUGGAACAAACCCUAACAUCGACAUCAAAACGGCCUUGGACUACGAAGCAGUCAGUCUACGACAGACAGAUCUUGUGAUUCAGGCAACGGAUGGGUACUGCACGUCACCUCAGUACAACCUCCGUCUAAAGGUAACUGAUGUCAACGAGAAGCCCACAAUCUCACCUGUGAUUUCUAGGAUCCAGCUGUGUGAAGGGCAGCAAGAGUUCGAUCCCGGCUACGUGUUGAGCGAUCCCGACACUAUCGAUACCCACCGCUGGACCCUGAGCUCUAAGAUGGCCAACCCCAACGGCCGGUUUGGUAUCGAUCCUAACACGGGAACCCUCAAAACUUUGAUGGACUACGAUGUUGAUAAAGUGGGGAAGAUGACUGCUACAGUCACAUACAUUGUACAGCAAAACAAAUUUCCUGUAACCCACAUAUACCAUGUUAUGACCAUAGCAUCAUACUUAGACAUUCCGUAUGGUCUUUUUUAUACCUGUAACAUCCGGUCAGGAGGUCACACUGUAUUCUCACAGGUUGAAGACAAAGGUGGACUCACAGCCACAGCAUCAGUUGUGGUGACCUUCCUAGACUGUAACGACAACGCCCCUGUGUUUGUUCAGCCCGCCUACGGUCGCUCGGCCACGGACUGCACACCCGCAGGCACCGCCCUCGCUGGCAUCUCGGCCACAGACGACGACUCGUCCAGGGAACAGAACAACGUCAUCUACUACGUAGGCUCUGGGGGGAGUGUCAGUGUGGGUACGGGCGGGGAGAUCAUCGUCAACCAGGCCCUCCCCGCGGGCAGUGUCGUCACCUUCAACGCCUACGCCUACGACAAGGGUCAGACUCCGGGGCCUCUCAGGAGCGCCAACCCGGCGGUUAUAAGUGUUAGGUUUACGCCGUGUCCCACGACAACCCCACCCGUCACUGCAGCGCCAACCCAGGCCCCGGUUGUGACAACCACGAAAGCCAUAGCAACCACAGUCCUGGUCCAGAAGAAAGAUGACUCGAACCUACCUUGGAUUAUCAUAGCGGCACUGCUGGGUACCUUCAUGCUAGGCCUGUUGAUCUACAUGUUGUGGAGGUAUGGAAGUCUGUGUCUUAACGCUUGCGGGAAGAUCAACUGUCGGCAGAGGUGCUGUAGGCCCAGGAUGGAGAGAAUUAGGACACCCCCCAAGAUUGAAAGACGACCACCCAUGCAGAAAGAAUACCAGCCGCCCACUCAACCAGUGCGCGAACCAGACCCCAUUGGCCCAGGAUUUUUAUUUGGCUUCUGGAAAGAACGGUAUCCUGACGACGAUUUCAAGACCCAACCGGACAGGAAGCGUCCACCCACCCCCGGGGACAUGGAGCAGCACUACCCCCACACCGUCGACCCAGUCGAGGACCCCCUCACUGAGGCUGAGGCGGCGCCCCACCCCAAGAAGAAACAGAGGUGUAGCGUCAUGUAAAACGGAGUCGGCAUUAACAUUCUCGUGUGGAGGGUCGUCUAGUGCACUAGUUAUUGUAGUGCACUGGUUCGUCUGGUGCUUUAGGUCAUCUGGUGCACUAGGUCGUCAUAUUAUGCACUGGGGCGUCUGGUGCACUGUGUCGUCUGGUGCACUGUAUCGUCUGGUGCACUUGGUUAUAUUGUGCACUGGGUCGUUUAGUGCACUGGGUCAUCUGGUUUACUCCUGUUUAUACGUUGAUAGCCCUCCACCCACUAUUACAUCCCCCACACCGACCAUGUGUAACAAAUGAUUAUCUAAUAUAUGAGAAUUUAACGUGAUAUUUGUGUUAUUUUGAAUGAAAUGGGCUUGUUACGAAAUUACUCUUUAGUUACAGGAAUUUUUUUCUUAACAUCCAAUAUG